Sitophilus oryzae (rice weevil) is the source of this 4346-nucleotide messenger RNA. Its product is annotated as peroxidasin-like. NCBI's taxonomy places the organism in Eukaryota, Metazoa, Arthropoda, Insecta, Coleoptera, Curculionidae. Gene Ontology annotation, molecular function: protein binding; heme binding; peroxidase activity. The record is from RefSeq and is a predicted model, not a curated record. The transcript is spliced from 19 exons. Gene Ontology annotation, biological process: response to oxidative stress. The coding region runs from base 1 to 3969 and encodes 1322 amino acids.
AUGACAGACACAACUGUCAGUUUCAUGGAUCCUCUCGUUAGACAGACUAAUUCACUUCAAUAUGUAACUUUAAGAAAUAGAGAUCUCCGUUUCAACCGCAUUAGGGAUAUCACCAAAGGAACUUUUAUAGACAACCAUCGCUUGGUUACUUUGUUGCUAAACAACAAUGAUCUCAAACGGCUCAGGAACGAAACGUUUCGUGGGCUAUACAACUUGCAGAACCUCUAUUUGUACAAGAACCGCAUCAGGGACAUUGAAAGUGGUACUUUUACACAUCUCACUCGUCUUGAAAGACUAUAUCUGCAAGCCAAUGAUCUCCAUGAAUUUAAAGCUGCCACAUUUUCAAAUCUGCCAUUUCUUGAUAGACUCUAUUUAUACAACAACCACAUUAAAGAAAUACCAAGAGGUGCCUUCCACAAUCUACCCAAACUCCAACGGUUACGCUUAGACCACAACGCCCUGAUAUGCGACUGCAAGAUGGCCUGGUUCAGCAAGAUGCUGACCAAUGACAAGUCAGUACUACAAGCAUCAGCCAGUUGCUCUCAACCAAACGAAAUGUACGGGAAAAGUAUCGUCGGAAUGGACCACAGACAUUUUCACUGUCAACCACCAAAAAUAGUUCAAAGCCCUGAGGAUGUGGAAAUCACUUUAGGUGGAAUAGCAACAUUUACUUGUGCGGUUCAAAGUGAAGAAGAACCGACCAUAGUUUGGAUGAAGGGUGAAAAAGAGAUUUUGCCCGAUGAUAACAAGUACAAAAUGAUGGAGAAUGGAACGCUGAUGAUACAGUUUACCGAGGAGAGUGAUAAUGGAUUUUAUGAGUGUCUGGCUAAGAAUCCAGAGGGCGAAGUUCGGUCCAGACCGGCCAGGAUGGUUGUUUAUCCCAGUCAAAACGAGGAAGGAAUUGAUUAUGAUAUGCCAAAGCUUGUUAAAGUUCCCCAAAGCGUCAGCGUCAACGUUGGUACUCAACAAGUACUACUAGAAUGCCAAGCGUUAGGAUAUCCGGUUCCUCAAAUUAUCUGGUCCCAUAACGGACGUCAACUAGCCUCAACGUCCAAAACUGUUAUAUUGCCCAGCGGUACUCUUCUGAUUAGGAACAUCGAAGGUUCAGAUCAUGGUACUUAUCUCUGCGAAGCCUUCAACGACAAUGGCAGAGUUUCAGCUGAAGCCAAUGUACUUAUUAAUGUGGCGCCAAUCUUUACUAUUCAACCGGAGAAUGCUGAAAUACUGACAGGUGGUACUAUCAAUCUGGAGUGUUCGGCUUCUGGUACUCCGACCCCGGAAAUCACGUGGUUCAAAGAUGACUUGGAGGUUCUUCCCAACGACGAGAGAGUAUUUUACAACGGCGACAGAAGUCGUUUAGAAAUAAGACAUGCCAUAGAAUCUGACUCUGGAUUAUACAUUUGUGAAGCCAGAAAUCCACUAGGAACCAGAGAAGUCAGCGCACGGAUCACGAUUUCAGGUUUUAACACCAAACCACCCAAGCUAGUGUAUAAGCCGUACAAUAUCGAGGCUUUAGUGGGUAGUACUAUUGAACUACCUUGCAAGGCAGUGGGCGAUCCCAAUCCUGGUAUUACUUGGCAGAAAGACGGAGCUCGUAUGCAAAGAACUGGGAGAUAUAAGAUCAGCUUAACAGGAGGUCUCUAUAUUUAUAAGGUUGCUGCUGAAGACCAAGGUCGAUACGAAUGCAUAGCCAACAACGACCAUGGCAGGGACUCAGCUUCAGGCUACAUCACCGUCAAAGACCCUACAGUUUCAACAGGCGCGGUGGGCAGUAUCAGCGACAGGUUCAUCAAGAUCGCCUUCACCGAAGCUUCCAGCGAGAUUGACAAGGCCAUCAACAACACCAUCGAUAAUUUCUUGCACAACAAACAUCCUUCUUCGUCGGAGUUGUUCAGGAUUAUCCGGUAUCCCAAUGCACCAGCUAGGGAAUUAGCCAGGGCUGCAGAGGUUUAUGAAAGAACUCUGGUGAAUAUCAGGAAGCAUAUUCAGAAAGGCAGUGUUAAUAUGACUCAUACAACAGAUUUCAGUUAUAAGGAGAUACUGUCUCAGGAAAAACUGGAUUUGAUCGCUAGAUUAUCAGGUUGUAACGCCCACAGACACACAAAAAAUUGUUCAGACAUGUGCUUCCAUUCGAAGUACCGCAGCAUAGACGGUACCUGUAACAACCUCCAACAUCCCACUUGGGGAGCUAGUUUGACAGGAUUCCGUAGAGUACUGAAACCGAUUUACGAAGAUGGAUUUGCCAGACCAGUUGGAUGGGAGAAGAACAAACUUUACAAUGGAUAUCCUAAACCAGCAUCUAGAAAGGUAUCUACUAGUUUGAUUGCCACGUCAAAGAUCACCCAAGACGAAGAAAUAACCCAUAUGGUGAUGCAGUGGGGCCAGUUCUUAGAUCACGAUUUGGACCACGCUUUGCCUAGUGUCAGUUCAGAAACUUGGGAUGGAAUAGAUUGUAAGAAGUCUUGCGAAUAUGCCGCUCCUUGUUAUCAAUGGAUGUACCAGAAGAUGAUCCAAGAAUCACCAAUAGGGUUGUUCACCACAUACGAACGGAACUAUGAAUUUGCCAAACGAUUAGAUUUGUCGCAAAUUAUAUAUGGUUUUUCUGAUGAACUAGCGCGUGAAAUCCGGGACAUAGACGCACCCUUAGGCCGUCUAAAGGAAGGUCCAGUGUUCGAGGGAAGAAAGCCUUUACUACCUUAUGCAGGAGGACAAGGAAUGGAUUGUAGAAGAAACUUGUCAGAGAGUGACGUUAACUGUUUCCUGGCUGGUGAUAUUAGAGUCAAUGAACAAAACGGACUCACUGCUAUGCACACCUUGUGGAUGAGAGAACACAAUAGAUUGGCCAAAGAAUUAAGAUAUUUAAACCCUCACUGGGACGGAGACAUGCUAUUCUACGAAGCCAGAAAGAUUGUAGGAGCUGCCAUUCAGCAUAUAACUUACAAACAUUGGUUGCCUUUUGUUGUUGGACCGAAAGGUAUGGAACUGCUGGGAGAAUAUAAAGAAUAUGAUCCCCUGAUCAACCCGAGCAUAUCUAAUGUAUUUGCUACGGCAGCUUUGAGAUUUGGACAUACUCUUAUUAACCCAAUUUUACACAGGUACGACUCGAAUUUUAAUCCUAUCAGAGAAGGACAUCUUCCGCUUCACAAAGCAUUCUUCUCUCCUUGGAGAUUGGUUGAAGAAGGAGGCAUUGAUCCUUUACUCAGAGGCAUGUUUGUUACGGCUGCUAAGAAGAAAAUGCCUAGAGAAAACUUAAAUACCGAAUUAACCGAAAAGUUAUUCAAUACUGCCCAUGCUGUUGCUCUGGAUUUAGCUGCAAUGAAUAUACACAGGUCUCGAGAUCAUGCCUUACCAGGAUACGUAGCUUUCCGCAAUUUUUGCGGAAUGCGUAAAGUCACAAGCUUCGAUGAUCUAGCCUCCGAAAUAUCAGACGACGAAGUCCGAGAAAAGAUGGAGAAGCUGUACGGUCACCCAGAAAAUAUCGACGUCUUCGUUGGAGGAAUUUUGGAGGACCCUGUAGAAGGAGGCAGGGUCGGACCCUUGUUUAGAUGUCUCCUUGUGGAACAGUUUAAGAAACUGAGAGACGGUGACAGGUUUUGGUACGAGAAUCCUUCAGUCUUUAAGCCAGAACAGUUGGUACAAAUCAAACAGUACUCCUUGUCUCGAGUACUGUGUGAUAACGGAGAUAAUAUCACCAAAAUCACAAAGGACGUUUUUGUAUUACCUGAAUUGCAGGAAGGCAUCGGAAGAUGUGAGGAUGUUCCGAAAGUGGAUUUAAGACUGUGGAGUGAGUGCUGUUCUGAUUGCAGAUAUACCGGACAACUAAACACCAUCAGCAGAUUGAACGCAAGAAGCAGAAGAAACACGGAAAGUGAAGGAAAACACGAUAAAGAGUUGAUACGACUCAGGAAGAGAGUGGCGAGUCUUGAAGAAAAACUCGAGCUAGCCAUUAGGAAGUUCGACGAGUUAUGAGGGACAUACUAUACUUAAAGAUGUACAUAAACGUGUAAUUUUACUUAUGUAUUAUUAUUUUUUUGUUCUGCGUAUUACCGAGAAACGUACUUACUUCGUUGUUUAAGCCAUGAAAACUUUGAUGAGCCGGUGAAUGACAUUUAUAUGGAUGUAUUAGAAUUAGAAAAUUAAUUGGUAGAUCUUAAUCGUAAGCUUAAAAUUAUAACUGUUUUUUGUUAGUUUAAGCAUUAAGUAAUGUGCCAUUUUCAUCUCUAAUAGGCAUUAAAAUUCUUUCAUGCCAUUUCAUUAAUUUUACUAAAACCGUGCCUUUUUGUAUGUUACCUUUUAACAUUUGUUGUUUGAUAAAUGAGAAUAAAGCUUUAAUAAUUAAAACCUAA